UACAAAUCGGCUUCGAAGGUUCGCGCUUGAUAGAAGAUGCGUUUUAUACGGAAAGAUCAUAAGCCGUCGACGGAGGCAGAAGAACAACGACUUUUGUUCUUUCGUGGGCUUCCAGUAAAAUCCAGAUCGCAUGUCCUCAUCCUUGGGCUUGGCAUGGCUGCUAGCGCUAUAGUUCUGACCCUACUACUCGGUGUCAUUUUCCUACCUUCGUGGGGCAGCUCUGGUGAGAAGGGCAAAUCGCUAGUGUGCAAAACGUCACCGUGCACUAGAUACGCCUAUUACUUGGAGAGCUCUAUUAACAUCAAAACCAGUCCCUGCGACGACUUCUACCAGUACGUGUGUGGUUCCUGGGUUCCAACUUCGAAGCAAGAGACCUCUGUGGGGGAUGGUAUGUACAUAAAAAUCAUGCGAGGCAUCAUUUCGAAGGCCAAGAAUCACCCAACGAUCAGCCGCGGCAGGGCGACGAAUAAAGCGGCUGAUAUGUUGAAAGCGUGCUUGAGUGCUCAUACACGCAGUGAAGAAAAUAUGGUUUACCUCAAAAAGUUUAUGGCGGAAAACAGUAUGAGCUGGCCGGUUCCUCCACAAGUGGAGAUUCAUCCCUUGGAGCUUAUCAUUAAUCUAGCAGCCAAGUGGAGAACGGAGUUCAUCUUCAGAAUAAUGUUGACUUCCAGAAACAGAUCAAACAUUGUGAUGCUAUACCCCGGCGCACACAUCUCUCACUUCAACGAGACGCAUGCUCCCUUGGACGAGUUCGACGCUUAUGUCAAUGAACACGCUGCGCUAUUUGGUCAGUCAGUAAGUGGCACGACGAUAACUCAGCUGGUAACGACGCAGAACGAAGUGCAACGUGUCGUGAUGUCCUUGACAUCUCCACUUAAGUCUCCAAGUGCACUGUCUCCAAUGAGACUUGUGAAGGAACGGAACAUGUCCGUUAUCGACGGAGCUACUUGGGUGUCGUUCUUGGAGAAGCACGUAAACAAGGGGGACUUCGUCAUCGACGGAAGCAUAGACGAAAAUGCUAUCCUGUUCGCGACUGACCUAAGACUAUUGAUAGCGUUAGACCUCUUACUCCAACUACCGCACACACAAUUAGUCAGCUUCAUCACGUGGAAGUUUGUGGAACGCUUCGGCCUCAUUCUGUCCUCGUCCAUAAAUGACAUCCAAACUAGCUACGAUAUCAACUUUUACUGUUGCACUUUCGUUGAAGAAAUAUACGGGUUCGCCCUGUCGGCAAACUACACUAUGAAUAUCGCCGAGGAUAGCGAGCGGAACACCACCGACAAAUUUAUGGGAAAUAUUACUGAAUCGGUGAAAGACAUGCUACGGAACAGUUACUGGACACCAGACACACUUAUUGGUGCUCGGAGAAAGCUGGAUGCUAUGAUUCGUUGGGUGUGGGUUCGUGGACUAACCAACUAUCUUUCCACCCUCGACCGAUUUUACGCGCAGUUCCCCUACAUGGAAGGCAGUUUCACCCUCAACUGGAUCGAAUGCAACAAGGUUCUGUGGAGAAAGUCGAACACAUACGACUACGUGCAGUACAUUGUUACAACUGACCCAGCAGGUUUUAGGUACCUACACGCUAUCAAUGGUGUACAGCUGCCUGUGACUUUAACCUUCCAACCGAUGUAUGACAAGGACCUCGCCGGUGCGAUUAAUUAUGCAGGGUUGGGCGCUGUGUAUGCUGAGACGAUUGCACAUGCUUUCGACUACUCCGGAAUUAUGUUCGACAGCGAGAAUCGCCUGGUGUCUUGGAUGUCCGACGAAUCUUUAGAGAGAAUCGAUAAAAAGUUCAAGUGCUACCAGGAUGCCGAGAACACCGAUGAGAUGUGGGCUUCAAUUGGCCUCGAGGCAGCUUACAAGGCAUUUCAAGACUCUGUAACCUGGGAAAAACACCUGCAGACACUGGUGAACUUCACCCAUUAUAGCCCUUCUCAGCUAUUUUUUGUGGCGUACUGUUUCGCAGCGUGCUCAUACACGGGAUACAACCGUUAUUCAGUUAGAAACAAGGAGGGGUGCAACUUCGCCUUGCAACAGUCUAGGGACUUCGCAGAAGCAUUUCAGUGUGCGAAGAGCUCUAGGAUGAACCCCAAUCGCAAGUGUACCUUUUGGACAUAAAUACCGGUUCAACUGACCCGACAUUACUAAUUUACCUAAUGUCGUUCAUAUGAACACGCAAUGCUGUCUGUUCAGAACUCAAGAACAUGCAUAGUGUCGACCGCAAAGUCGACUGCAAGUGGUAUAUCAGUAAUAAAAACUUCGGUAAGAAUAUA
Messenger RNA from Ornithodoros turicata, 2273 nucleotides. Its product is annotated as neprilysin-2-like. Gene Ontology annotation, cellular component: plasma membrane. The transcript has 2 exons. Gene Ontology annotation, molecular function: metalloendopeptidase activity. The record is from RefSeq and is a predicted model, not a curated record. The coding region runs from base 37 to 2118 and encodes 693 amino acids. Gene Ontology annotation, biological process: protein processing. Lineage: Eukaryota; Metazoa; Arthropoda; Arachnida; Ixodida; Argasidae.